GUUGAAAAGCAGAAGUUGAAGCUUGACAUUCCAGCUGAACGACGGCUGGAAGAUCUCACAGCUGAGGGAUCACUGACGUCUCUGAGCUGCAGGGGGCAGCAGCUCACCAGCAGAACCAGGGCAGACCAGCGUUCACAGGAGCAGGAAACCAGAGGAGGGUUGGGCUUCAAACCUGCUGAGCAGGAAGAGAAACUCUUCAAACACUGGCUGUUGUUGAGAGGAGGAAAUGGCUCAGGGAGGAGCUCAGCUGGAUCCACUAAAGUUCUCUUGUUCCAUCUGUCUGGAUCUCCUGAAGGAUCCGGUGACGGUUCCCUGUGGACACAGCUACUGCAGCAACUGUAUUAAAAGACACUGGGAUGAAGAGCAAAACAAGGGAAUCUACAGCUGUCCUCUUUGUGGGGACGAGUCCUGGAGGAGGCCUGACGUGAGGAAAAGCAUCGUGUUAGCAGAGUUAGUGGAGGAUCUGAAGAAGACUGGACUCCAAGCUGCUGCAGCUGAUCUCUGCUCUGCUGGACCUGAAGAUGUGGCCUGUGAUGUUUGCUCUGGGAGGAAGCUGAAAGCCGUCAAGUCCUGUCUGGUCUGUGUGGCCUCUUACUGUGAGGAACACCUCCAAGGUCACUACAAAGCAGCUCCAUUGAAGAAACACCAGCUGGUGGAGCCCUCCAAGAAGCUCCAGGAGAAGAUCUGCUCUCUUCACGAUGAGGUGAAGAAGAUUUUCUGUCGCACUGAUCAGCAGUGUAUCUGUUACCUCUGCACCAUGGACCAACACAGAGGCCAUGAAACAGUCCCAGCUGCAGCAGAAAGGAGGCAGAAGCAGAAGGAGCUGGAGGGGAGUCGACUAAACAUCCAGCAGAGAAUCCAGGAGCGAGAGAAUGACGUGAAGCAGCUUCAGCAGCAGAUGUUUGCCAUCAAUGUCUCUGCUGAUGAAGCAGUGGAGCACAGCGAGGAGAGCUUCACCCAGAUGAUCCAUCUCAUCAAGAAAAGAAGCCGUGAGGUGAAGCGGCAGCUCAGAUCCCAGCAGCAAACUGCAGUGAGUGGACUCAAAGAGCUUGAGGAGAAGCUGCAGCAGGAGAUCGCUGAGCUGAAGAGGAAAGACGUACAGCUGGAGCAGCUGGCACACACAGAGGACCACACCCAGUUUCUCCACAGCUACACCUCAGUGUCAGCACUCAGUGAGCCCACACACUCCUCCAGCAUCCAGACUGCUCCUCUCAGAUACUUUGAGGAUGUGGCAGCAGCUGUGUCAGAGAGCAGAGACAAACUACAGGACAUCCUGAGAGAGCUACAACCACAGCCAGAGAGCAGAGCAGACUUCUUACAAUACUCACAGCAGAUCACUCUGGAUCCAAACUCUGUGAACAGAAGGCUGAAAUUAUCUGAUGGAGACAGAAAAGUAACUUUUACAGAGGAAGUUCAGCCUUAUUCUGAUCAUCCAGACAGAUUCACUGUAUAUCUUCAGGUUCUGAGCAGAGAGAGUCUGACUGGACGUAGUUACUGGGAGGUGGAGAGGAGAGGAGGAGGAGUUUAUGUAGCAGUCACAUACAAGAACAUCAGCAGAACAGGGGGGGGAAAGGAAUGUGUGUUUGGACUGAAUGACAAAUCUUGGGCUUUACGUUGUUACUCUAACAGUUUUAGUUUUUAUCACAACAACAUCAGCUCUCCCGUGUCAGAUCCUCAGUCCUCCAGAGUGGGAGUGUACCUGGAUCACAGAGCAGGUAUUCUGUCUUUCUACAGCAUCUCUGAAACCAUGACUCUCCUCCACAGAGUCCAGACCUCCUUCACUCAGCCACUACAUGCUGGAGUUAGACUUUAUGGUUUUCCUGGAUACUCAGCAGAGUUCCUGAAACCUGAGUAGAGGACUCCAUCAGAUCUCCUUGUGUGGUUUUCUAAAGGAGCCUCCACAUUUUCUGAGCUGAGACGUUGAUGAGAUUUCUGACAGGAAGAAGAUUGAAACCAACAGAUGGUCGGCCGUCUUCUCAGAGACUUUCUACGUGGACAAAAGGAUGUGAGACGAGUGUGGAGAGACAGAAAGGAGCUGAGUUAGUGGAGAAAAACAUGGCCGCUGCAGCCAUCAGUCCCCUCACUGAUUCCUCAACUGAUGCUUUUCGAAUAGUUGGACUCAUUUUUCAAGCUUCUCAAACAGGAAGUUCUUCUUCAUGGACCACAGGAAGCUGCAGCUUUUCACACUUUGGGGGAUUUGAAGUGGAAAUUCGGAGCUUUCACAUGUUUGGACUGAUCAGUCUUUCUUCUUUCAUGAUUCUUUUCUGACAUUUGAUCCUUCAGAGUGAAGAUUUGUGGAUUUUCUUGAACAGUGAACUGAUUGUUUUGGCUUUUUGGAUCUUCAUCUGUCACCAAGUGGCAGGAAGUUUGAUUCUUUUAGCUGGAAAUGACUCCAGUCGACAACAACAGUCAACAAUUUACACACUCACACACACACACACACACACACACACACACACACACACACACACACACACACACACACACACACACACACUCACAGGUUUCUUUUAAAGACAUUAAAUCAGUCAUAAAGUGAAAUGCUGCUUUAUUAAUUGUUGAUUUGUUUCUUUUUCAAAGGUUUUUGCUUCAAAUGUUGUUUGUGUGACACCAAGAGAAACCAAGUCAGUCAACAUGGAGCCUUUAAUAAAAUACAUUCAAUCAUCAUUGAAGGAGGGAGAGAGGACGGAAAGGAUCGAGGACAUGAUGAUCUGAUUGCAGUACUGACGUUUUUUGUUGUUUUUGUUGUUGGUGGUGGUGCUGUUACUAUUGUUGUUGUUGCUGUUGUUGUUGCUGUGGUGCUUCAAAGAUGCAGGUACUAUCCACACUAUCAUUUGCCACCGGUCUCAUAGUUGCUCAGUACAACUCCUUAAUAAUAUAAUAUGUGGCUCGCAAUUCUUUUGUGCUCACGUUUGAUGUGAUUGUUUUCAUUAUUUCUCUUUUUUUAUGUUUGAAUCAAGCUUAACUGUCACACCUUAUGUACCAGAUACACAAAAUUUUCACCUUCUGAUCUGAUUAGUUUGAAUUUAAUGUGUUUAAUCUGGACUUAUUGAUUAACUAAACCGGACUUUGUGUGUGUGUGUGUGUGUGUGUCUGUGUGUGUGUGUGUGUGUGUGUGUGUGUGUGUGUGUGUGUGUGUGUGUGUGUGUGUGUGUGUGUGUGUGUGUAUGUGAUGGGCCAUGAAGCUGUGACUCUCCUGCCCAUGUGUGAAAGUCUUGUUUUAAUAAUGACGUGUUUGUCUUCUGAGCUGUGCCUGGUGCUGGCAGAACUACUAGAAAGUUCUCUGAAUUUUUUGGGAAGUUUCAUUUUACUGUGUUAAAAUUGUUUAAAAAAUAAAAGAUUUUAGAAAACGUAAAUCUUCCACUGGGGAAAUGAGCCGUUCUACAUUUCUAUGAAAAUCCUCGCAGC
Salarias fasciatus (jewelled blenny) is the source of this 3408-nucleotide messenger RNA. Its product is annotated as tripartite motif-containing protein 16-like. Bases 227 to 1855 code for a protein of 542 amino acids. NCBI's taxonomy places the organism in Eukaryota, Metazoa, Chordata, Actinopteri, Blenniiformes, Blenniidae. The record is from RefSeq and is a predicted model, not a curated record. The transcript is spliced from 2 exons. Gene Ontology annotation, molecular function: protein binding; zinc ion binding.